AUAAUCUCGUAAUACAUUAAAAUGUUAUAAAAAAACAUAAUUGAAGUCACUAUGAACGUUCCUUCAAAAUAUCAUCAUCAUUUUACUGCCCCCCACGCUGAAGUAAUAAACCAAACAAGUGAGAAACAUAAUGGAGUUACUGUUACAUUUUCACAAGUUAAUUCCAAUUCUAGUAAAAUUUUGAUUAAAGGCCACAAGGAUUAUGUUGUAGAAAUCAACAAUAAAAUCGAUAAUAUUAUUAUUGACUUGCGGCGUAGCAGUGGUGCAGUAGGUACAGUAGGUGCGACGCACCGAGGCCUUCGUGAUUUGGGAGCCUCAAUUCAAAAUAAAACUGAUAUGAACAAAAAUAGAAGCUUGCGUUAACUACAACCAAUUAUUUGUUUUGAUUUUUGGUAGAAAUAAAUAAUGAAAACAUUUUUUUUUUUCAAAAUCUCAUCAACGUCUUUUAUUGUUAGAUUAGUCAAAAUAAUUAAACUAAUAAAUUGAAAUGUAAUUAUAAUGAAAUAAAAUAUAUUA
Messenger RNA from Sipha flava (yellow sugarcane aphid), 516 nucleotides. RefSeq names its product vigilin-like. The record is from RefSeq and is a predicted model, not a curated record. Gene Ontology annotation, molecular function: RNA binding. The transcript has 2 exons. The coding region runs from base 52 to 363 and encodes 103 amino acids. Lineage: Eukaryota; Metazoa; Arthropoda; Insecta; Hemiptera; Aphididae.